ACAAGUACCAAACUUUCUUUCCCCUUCAGUUAACUGUUCUAAAUUCUCCAUUUCCAAACCUAAACUUCUUUCGUUGCUGCCAAAUAUGAGUAUUACCCAGCAAAUGACCCAAACACUUCAAACCUCACUUUCGAUACCUAAGUUCUUGCAGUCCGACGAUGGUGCGAUAAUUAGCAAGGUUGAAGGAACCCACAAACCUGAUGGCCGCCAAGUUGAUGUUGAAAACUUAUCCACCAUUAUUACCAAAAUCUUGCUUCCUGACAAUCCUAGCGGAAGUGGUACUGGUGUCACAAGUGGAUCACCUAUAGUGUUGGAAAUACCGGCUCAAACCAUAAACAAGCUCUGUUGCGAGGGAAUAUCGAUAGUGCAUGAAGAACCUGCUCAAAUCAUAAACAAGCUCUCUUGCAAGAUAUCAUGCAAUUGCCCAGGUGAAAAUGCUCAAGAAACAACUAUAAUGUUACUUGAAAAGUUACUUUCAAACUAUUCUUGGGAUGCAAAGCUAAUGAUAGCAGUUGCUGCAUUUGCUGUUAAUUAUGGAGAAUUUUAUAUGCUUACUGAGUUUUACAGCAAAAAUCAAGUUUCCAAGAAUCUAGCUCUGCUCAAGCAACUACAAGGCGUAAUGGAAGAUAAUGACUUUUUGGAACAAUUUUCUGAAGCAAUUAUUGAACUUAACAAGGCUAUAAUUGUUUUAAUUCAAUCUGUUCUUCAGUUCAAUACUUUACCUUCUGAGUAUGUUGCAAGUAACAAACCACCAUUUUCAACUGCCACAACCGAUAUUACCAGAGCUAUCUACUGGACAAUUUAUAGUGUUGUGACUUGUGCUUCUCAUAUUGUUGGCCUCAUUGGAUUGAAAAAUCAGCGUACCGUUGCAGUAAUGACAUGGGAACUGUUAGAAUUGGCUACUAAAGUUAGCAGCAUACAGACAAUCCUGCAAAGUCAUUUCUGUCGUAUCAAACAAGAAAUUGAGGCUUACAAUGUGCUGGUCAACCUUUUUCACUCUGUCCAAGACAUUACAAUAAUCUUCCAGGCCUUAUUUCUUAUCGAGGGCAGAAAGCUUUCCCUUGUCAAAGGCACCACUAAGCAAAAGUUUGAAAUUGAGGUAUUGAGGGAUGCAAACGUUUUGUUGCUGAUUUCUGGACUUGAUGCAUGGGAAAUAGAGAUUAAAGCUCUUGAUAAACUGUUCGAACAACUCCAGAGAAAGCAUAAUAUUCAGUAUCAACUAGUUUGGAUUCCAAUUGUGGAGGGGCAAUUCAACGAACAAAAAUUCUUGUCUUUGCAAUCCCUGAUGCCAUGGUAUACUGUAAAGCACCCUUCACUUGUCAAACCAGAGGUUAUUAGAUACAUCAAGGAAGUAUGGAAGUUCUCAAAAUCGGCAAUUUUGGUGCCGGUUGAUCAAAAGGGCCGUGCAGAAUCUGUUUAUACUCUUGACUUGCUUUGGCUAAAAGGAUAUUUGCCUGGUCUGCUCCGAUCAUCACUUGAGAAGGAGAUAUCGCUAUGGGAAGAGAAGCAGCUGACACUAGAUAUUCUUAUUCAUGAUCUUUAUCUAGUUGAUUCGACAAAACCUGCACCAAUUGUGUGCCUCUAUGGAGGAGAAGACAUGAAAUGGAUUGAGGAGUUCAUUGCAGCAAUAACUCGCGUUAAAGAGUUCACCGAGUUGAACAUAGAAUUAGUUUACGUGAGCAAGAGCAAUACAAUCGAUCAAGCCAACAAAGCCAUUUUCGAUUUCAUUGUUACAAACAAAAUUGGCGUGUAUUGGAAAGCAGAAGAAACAAAAAGUUGGCGAUUUUGGACUAGAUUGGAAAGCAUUUUCUCUUCAGGGCUAAAAAGCGGGAAAAAUGCAAAAGAAGACAACAUAAUGAAAGAUGUUAUAACUUUGCUUAACUUCAAUGGAAGCUGUAAAGGAUGGGCCAUAUUGGGUCAAUUAGGAUGUCAUCAGAAACUGGCUAAAGCAACAGGCGAAGUAAUUCUGCAUGUUUUGUUAAAAAUAAACACAUGGUGGAAACUUGGAACGAGUAGCGACUCGUUUCUUGCAACGCUUAACAACCAAAUCGAACAACAACUUGAUAUCCAAGCACAGCAUUUUUGCUACAAAACACACCAUUGCAACCACAUUGUCCUGCCGGCGACAAUUCUUGAGGUCCAGGAUGAGAUGAUGACAUGUGCAACGUGUGGCCGGAGAAUGCACAAGUACCUGACGUAUCAGUGUUGCGUGUAGUAAGCCUGCUCUGUGCAAUAUCUGCCUGAGGUUCGUUGUCAGAAUAAUUUUGUUGUGCGACUUGUGUUUGUUUUCGUUCGUUAAUGCAAUGUCUAGUCUAGCUAGUGCUAGACCGUGUGCUCUUUUUUUUUUUUUUUUUU
Jatropha curcas is the source of this 2355-nucleotide messenger RNA. Its product is annotated as protein SIEVE ELEMENT OCCLUSION B. NCBI's taxonomy places the organism in Eukaryota, Viridiplantae, Streptophyta, Magnoliopsida, Malpighiales, Euphorbiaceae. Gene Ontology annotation, biological process: phloem development. The record is from RefSeq and is a predicted model, not a curated record.